GCAUCGGGCUGAAGAUGUGGGGCAGGCGGGCCCCGGGCAACUCCAACCGCCGAUGGGACCAGCAACACGAGCGAGACCAAGAAAAAGACCAUCAAGAUGCUUUGCAUUGUGGUGCUGAUGUUUGCCAUCUGCUGGCUGCCGAUCCACCUCUUCACCCUGAUCCUGCACUUCAAGUCUGAGGUGCUCGUGUGGAACAAGUAUAUGGCGCUGGUGCUGUACUUCUGCGCAUACUGGCUGGCCAUGUCCAACAGCUUCAUGAACCCCAUCGUCUACAGCUUCAUGAACGACAAGUUCAGAAAUGACCUGAUGAAGCUGUUCGGCUGCCCGCUGAAGAAGAAAGAAGUCGGCCUGACCAGAGGCAAGCAGACCACCAUCAACUUCUCGGAGAGAAACGCACUGCGCUACACCCUGAGCCGCUCCAGUGCAACUGGAUUGGGGAGAUCCGUGGCUAUACAGACGAUGAACGGUUGCAGACUACACCGCCCUGAUGAUCUGGAGCUCCGCACAUGCGCAGGAGCCAUCCUCGCCGCCCCUACCCCAUCCUCUGAUCAUUCCACAUGUACAACAUCAGAGGUCGGCGAAAGGAAUGCCGGGAUAGGAAGAACUUCGUCGUGGCCACCUCCGGACUUAAAGGAUAUCUCCGAACGACGCAACCCUCGGGUGAGAGCGCGGCUCGCAUACAUCUACCUGAAGCAGAAAGUCACCAAGAAGAAUCUGAAGAAGAGGAAUACAUACAAGGACACGCCGCCGCGCGUGUUGUACAAGGUACAGCUGGAAGACCGGCUCAACAACGGCACAGUCAUAGAACAGACUGUCAGCACUGUCUAGUUAUCGUUUCUGUAAGAAUAUAUCGGUAACUCUCAUAAUUCCACCUUUUACGGUAACCCUAAAAUCAUCUCAAACAUUUGGUGUUAUCCAGGUCUUCUCAAGAAAAUUGUAUUGAACCCUGGACAUAUGAAACGUGCAUAACUCGAGGAUUACUCAUGCUGCAUUUAGCAGAUAUCUUAAAAUUAAUCGUUCUAUUUACCUCCGCGAGGUAUUGUUUUUAGUAUGCUUGUGUGUUAUUGCUUGUGUGUCCGUACUGUUGAGUAAUAGCGUGUGUGUGGGGAUUCCCAACCUACAGAUUCCAAAAGGACAGACACAUUAAGUUAUAUUUCAGAAACCGACUGAGCCAGCAGGCAGUUGGUCUGUUGGACGGAUGCCAGGGAGGACAAUGCAUAUUAUAGACGCAGGCAGACAAAAAAAAUAAUAUAUCAGGAAAUUCGGAUUAUCUCUCUGAUAUUUUACAGAGAUACCUCUGACGGUCUUGGCUAACCGUUGGAAUUAUGACAGAUGAAAUUACAUAUUUGAAACUAUGUAUAAAGGGAAUAUAACCUACAGGUAGACCGACACUGCCUCAUUAUUUGUGACGGAUAAUCAUUAAGACAUGUAAAUAAUGUAUUUUGAACUACGACUUGUACAUAGAGAGUACGGAUGACAGAGCAAUUUACUUUUUUCCUCUACAACACUAUAUC
This is a messenger RNA of Branchiostoma belcheri (Belcher's lancelet), 1514 nucleotides long. Its product is annotated as tachykinin-like peptides receptor 86C. NCBI's taxonomy places the organism in Eukaryota, Metazoa, Chordata, Leptocardii, Amphioxiformes, Branchiostomatidae. Gene Ontology annotation, molecular function: neuropeptide receptor activity. Gene Ontology annotation, biological process: neuropeptide signaling pathway. Bases 97 to 828 code for a protein of 243 amino acids. The record is from RefSeq and is a predicted model, not a curated record. Gene Ontology annotation, cellular component: membrane. The transcript has 5 exons.